CACGACACGACACGACACGACACGACACGACACCACACCACACCAUACUGCGCUAGCACCACCACCACCACCGCCCGUUCCGAUCUGUUCUGUUCCGCUGCGACUGCCGACCGAUCCGAGCAUCGAGAUCGAGAGAGACCAUGUCGGAGGUGUCCCUGUCGUCGAGCGACCCGGACGAAAUCCUCCAAAAGACCGUGGUUCGGUGCAAGAAGGCCCAGGCCAUCGCCCGGCCCUUUACGCACCCGAACAAGGUCGACGCCGGAAGGACGGUGGAAGAAAAGAUGAUCGGGCUCCUGAAAAUGACGCAGGAACRCGAGUACGGCSAGCUGACCGACGAGCUCCGGAGCCUCGCCAWYCUGAUCCUGGACAUGCAGAAAGGGGUCCUGGAGCAGCUGCUGGACUCGGUCGAAACGAUCGAGCGCCGCGUCGUGGCAUACAACGACAAACUCUCGGGGUCCGAAACGGAGGACACCACCGAUUUCUCGACGCAGGAAAGUGCCUCCGCCGGUGAAAGGAUGGACGAGGGSACCGUGGAUCGCUCCGAACCGUCGUCCCGGGGAGGGAGGAUCGAGGAAACCAACRCAAUGACACAGCAGCGGUUCAUGGACCGGCUKAGGAGUUUCGUCUCGUUUCAGCGGACCGCCGCGGAACGCGCCCGGACCGUUGAUUCGCACGGAAAGGUGAGGGGGAAAACACCAGAUAGAAUCCAUUUGUUGCUUGUCGAUCCCGGAGGAGCAUUGGCACGAGCAGCCAUCGCUUUGGUUUUGUAACCGAGCCUCAACACGUUUGUCUUUUUUUUCUCUCCCUUUCUUCCAUCCAUGUCUYGUUCUCUGACGGUGUUCGACGAAUCUUGUUGGACGCAAAGAUUGCCGCGAUCCGAAUGAAACCCCAAUCGAGGGGCGGAAUCAAAGAAAAGAAUGGGACCUACAAAUCCGGAUAUCGGCAGCAAGAUGUCCACGGGAAACCCAUCCGGCACCUGUCGGAUCUCUAUGCUGCCGCGAACGAGGCCAAGCCCGAGUUUCAGAACCUGAUGCAUUCGAUUCGAAAAAGCAUCUCGGGCCUGACGGCCUCGGACRUAGAGAUUGCCUCCGUCAAGCAGUGGUCCMGGGCCUCGAAAAAGGCCCGGGACGAGUAUUCGCACCGAGACCCGGGCCCGGCAGAGGCCUGGCUGUACGACAUUCUGCGGGCAUCGAUCUACUGCCGGUCGGCCAAACAAAUGAACGACGUYAACAARCAUCUCAGAGAACACGCCCACAUCGUCRACUGCAGCAACCACUUUGCGACUCCCCGGUUCGAUGGAUACCGGGACAUUUUGUACCACGUAUCGAUUCCGUACAAGGGCGAAACGGCGUUCAUUUGUGAGAUCCAGGUGCACCACAAGGACUUCAAACGAUUCUAYAACGGGAUCAAUUCCCACAUGCAUCUGCGUCCGUACUUUGCGAAAGAUUCCCGAGAAACCGCRGAAGUAGUACGAGACCUCGAGAUGCUUCUACAGGUUGGAGAGGUCGACGAAAAUCUCAUGGACUUUCUCCUCGAYGAAAGCAACCCGAGUCAGCUCAAGUUGUUUGCCAGAAUCUUCUUUGAACAACUCGAGGAGACCCGCAAGUCGCUGUCGCUCUUCAAGCGAGUCCUGGACCUGGAAGAAUCCAUAUACGGAACGGAGCACCUGGUAGUYGGGACGACCCACCUCUAUAUGGGCCAAAUCUUGCUGAAACUAGGGGAAGCCGACCGCGCCAUGGUGCACCUAAAGGAGGCCCUGCCCGUUUUUACUCGCAACCUUGGGUCGAAACACCUAGACAUUGCGGCGACSCGCGUUGCGAUGGGAGACGCUCGAAGCCUGAAGGGAGACGCCAAYGGAGCGCUCGACGAGCAGCUYAGAGCCCUCGAACUCCGAGAGGAAUGCCUCGGAGAGGACCACAUUCUCGUGGCGGAAUCUCACAUCCUGGUGGCAAAGGCCCAGUGCGGCCAGGGAGAAUACCAGAAGGGAAUGGACGAGUGCCGAACCGCGCUGGCAAUACAAGAGUCCAUCCUUGGCGAGAACAGCAUCGAAACGACCCGAUCGUAUUCUACCAUGGGAGAAAUCUUUGAUCUCCAAGGAGAACACGACAGAGCAAUGGAAUGCUACAACGAAGUCCUUUUGAUACAGGAAGAGGUUUACGGAAAAAAGAAGCACAGAGAAAUUGCCGAYACCCUUACGGAGAUAGCGAAUCUAAAAUUGAAGGAAAACAAAUACGACGAAGCGGAGACAAGCCAUCGGAAGGCAUUGCACAUUCGAGAGACGGUUUUGGGAAAUCAACACCCCGACUGUGCCAUAUCUCAUGGAAAUAUUGGCAAAGUAUUAUUUCGAAAGGGACAGAAGCAAGAAGGAUUGAAGCUAUUGGAGCUUGCUUUGCAAAUUACGAUGGACGGAUAUGGGAAAAAACACUUGUCGACGUCCAACUGUUUUGCGGACUUGGGUUCGGUCAUGCUCAAGAACAACGAUCUCGACGAUGCACUGAAUCAAUACAAGGAGUGCCUGGCGAUACGGAAUCGCGUCUGCGGUAAAAACCACCCCAAGACCGCCGAGGCGUUCAAUUUAUUGGGCCACGUGCAUAUCCUAGAGGGGAACCACAAGAGUGCGUUGACCAAUCACUCCAAAGCGUUGGGAAUUGUAACGCAGACGCUGGGCCCGGAUCACCCCCAUGUUGCUACUGCGUACGAACACCUUGGGAAACUCUACGAGAACCAGAUGGACCACAAGCUGGCACUGGACUACCACACAAAGGCUCUCACGAUUCGGAACGCGAUGCUGGGAAGACAGCACCCGGCGACUGCGGCAUCGUGCUUCGCAAUCGCUGGUGUUCUCGAGAAAAAGGAAGACUACGCCGGAGCCACGAUGGCGUACAAGCAAGCAUUGCUGGCGCGCCUGUGCCUCCGUGGCGAGCACCACGCCGCCACCACCGACGCUCGAUUGAAGCUCGGUCGCUGUUUGAUUCAAGAAAAAGAGUUCGACGACGCGGAAGAAGAGGUGCGCAUGGUUCUUUCCGUCAAAGAAGAAACACUCGCCGGCCAAGACCUUCAGACCGCGGAGGCGUACAGGCUUCUGGGCACGAUACUCAAUCACCAGGGCAAGUUUGAGGAAGCAAUCUCAAUACACAAAAGAGCCCUCAAGAUACGGAAGGACCACCUCGAUGAAGACCAUUCGUAGCACCUAAAGCAAAAUCAUACAAACAAAUGUGCCCUGAAUCGGGCAGGGAAUCAACGGGAAGAUAGUAUUUGAGUGUAAUGUUAAAAUAGAUACGGCGCAAAAAGCGAACUUCAUUUUACGCCAGAAACAAAAAAUACGGAUAAGGAAGCAAUCUUGUGUUGAGUAAACAUUAUAUGAAUAU
Messenger RNA from Pseudo-nitzschia multistriata, 3368 nucleotides. NCBI's taxonomy places the organism in Eukaryota, Bacillariophyta, Bacillariophyceae, Bacillariales, Bacillariaceae. The record is from the annotation of a GenBank genome assembly.